AAUAUGAAAGAAGAAAACUUCACUAAGGAACAAAUCAUUGGGUUCUACAAGAAGAUGCUGCUUAUACGUAGAUUCGAAGAAAAAGCAGGUCAGUUGUAUGGAAUGGGAUUGAUAGGUGGAUUUUGUCAUUUAUCAAUAGGGCAGGAAGCAGUUGCUGUUGGAACUCAUGCUGCAUCAAAAUUAGGUAAUGCUUUUAUUACAAGUUAUAGGGAUCAUGGUUUAAUGCUUGCAUGUGACUCAGAUCCAAAAGUUAUUAUGGCAGAACUUGCUGGAAAAGAAACAGGAUGCUCGAAAGGCAAGGGUGGUUCUAUGCAUAUAUUUGACGUUGAAAAAAAAUUCUUUGGUGGGCAUGGAAUAGUUAGUGCGCAAGUUCCAAUCGGAACGGGAAUGGCAUUUGCAAGCAAAUAUCAGAAAAAAGAUGAUAUUGUAUUUACAUACUUCGGUGAUGGAGCUGUAAAUCAGGGACAAGUAUAUGAAGCGUUUAACAUGGCAUCUUUAUGGGCGCUACCUGUAAUUUACAUUAUAGAAAAUAAUGAAUAUGCAAUGGGAACUUCUGUACAAAGAUCCACCUUAGUACCAGAGUUAUAUAAAAGAGGUGAAAGUUUUGGUAUUAAAGGAAAGCAAGUUGAUGGUAUGGAUUUCUUUACUGUUUAUGAAGCUACAAGCGAAGCAGUUGAGCAUUGCCAUGCGGGUAACGGCCCUAUGCUUUUAGAGAUGAAAACGUAUAGAUAUCGUGGUCAUUCAAUGUCGGAUCCCGCAAAUUAUCGCUCAAAAGAAGAAGUUGAAAAUGUUAAACAAAAUCAUGACCCAAUAGAAACUUUGAAAAAAUAUAUGGUAGAUAAAAAAAUUGCUUCAGAAGAAGAAUGCAAAAAGUUUGAUAAAGAAAUACGCAAUUUAAUUAAAGAAUCAGAAGAUUUUGCAAAACAUAGCAAAGAACCAGAAAGCUCUGAGUUAUAUACAGAUGUAUAUAAGUAGAUUGCUCUCUUAAAGUAGCUGUGAAACUGAUUAUUGAUUUAAUGAGCUUCUAGUUAUGCUUGUUUUGCAU
Molecule: messenger RNA, 1045 nt
Organism: Cinara cedri
Lineage: Eukaryota; Metazoa; Arthropoda; Insecta; Hemiptera; Aphididae
Source: the annotation of a GenBank genome assembly